AGCUCUCGCCAAAUCCAAAUCAUGUCAGACCUGCACCUCGAGCACGGGCAACAGUACGCAACGUUUGAUUUCCCCGUCACAGCACCAUGGCUUGUGCUUGCCGGAGACAUCGGCCGCCUGGUCGACUACGACAAGUACCACGAAUUUCUUCGGCGGCAGGUUGACCGCUACGACCGCGUAUUCCUGGUCCUCGGAAACCACGAGUUUCACGGGCUCACAUACGAGGAGGGAGUCGAAAGGGCUCUGGAGCUGUCACGAGAGCCAUCUCUUGCGUCCAAGUUGACGCUACUUCAUCGGAGGACCUGGCAGGAUGGCGAUGAUGGCGGCCCUAGCCAGGUGGUGGUCAUGGGCUGUACUCUGUGGUCUUGCAUCCCUGCUUCAGCGAAGCAGAUUGUCGAGUCCAAGACCAGUGACUUUAGGAACAUCAAGGCAUGGUCCGUAGAGAAGCACAACGAGAUACACGCCCAAGAAGCUGCGUGGCUCCAUGACAAGCUUCUGCAUCAUUCCAGUAGCAUCAGUAAUAACACAACACCAGCCGAGCCUAAUGGGAGGAAGAAGAAUCGAAGGAACAUAAUAGUUGUGACGCACCACGCCCCGAGCGCGGACGGGACGUCUUCGCCGGCAUAUGCUAGCAACCCUUGGACGUUCGCAUUCGCAACAGACGUGCUGCCCAGUCUGGAUCUAGAGGUAGUCAAGGCGUGGGUUUUUGGGCAUACACACUACACGACCGAUUUCUUCUGGAAUUCGGUUCAGGUGGUCGCAAAUCAGCGAGGCUAUGUCCUCCCUGGGAGCAAA
Molecule: messenger RNA, 795 nt
Organism: Cryphonectria parasitica EP155
Lineage: Eukaryota; Fungi; Ascomycota; Sordariomycetes; Diaporthales; Cryphonectriaceae
Exons: 1
Molecular function (GO): hydrolase activity
Source: RefSeq, a predicted model, not a curated record